Molecule: messenger RNA, 1084 nt
Organism: Rhizophagus irregularis DAOM 181602=DAOM 197198
Lineage: Eukaryota; Fungi; Glomeromycota; Glomeromycetes; Glomerales; Glomeraceae
Source: RefSeq, a predicted model, not a curated record
CUAAUUUCUCUCUUUUAUUAUCCUGUCUUUUGAAAUUUAUAAUGAUUUUCAAGCGUUUUUAAUUUGAUAAUUUAUGCUGAUCAUCGUAAUUUCUGUCGUACAUAGUUGUACAGUUGUACAAAUUAUAAAAAAUUCAAAUUUAGAAAUGGAGUUUUACACGACAUAUUUUUCGGAGUGAAGAACCCGUGAAAUUCGCUUUGCAACUUUUUUCUUUUUCAAAAUUUUCACGACUUACUUAUUUACAUACUUAAUUGAAAUUGAAUUAUGACUGAUAUUCGAGAGGAUCAUGUCGUUUGGACUGCAUAUAAUAGAGCAUAUACAUUGGAUUAUACCAACUGUAAUAAUCUAGAUGAAGAACAUGAACUUAGAAUACAAACAACUCUUAUUGAUGAAUCUCUUACAGAAGAUGAAAAAUCAGAAGUAAUAAAAUUGUUAAAUAAAGAUUAUGACUGGGUUAAUAUUCGUAAUAAUGAAGGAACAAUAAGAAUUUGUGAAAAUUGUCAAGAUAAAUGUAUAGCAAUAUUAUAUUGUGAACAUUGUGUUCGAAAUUAUUUAAAAGAAAAUUUUUCAAACUGGACAUCUGGAAAUAAUGACAUUAAUGAUUUAAUACGGGAAUGUCAAAUGAAAACACUUCGGCCAGAAAGAAUAGUUGAAUGGAUCCCAUAUAAUAAUUUACAAAAUGUCAAAUAUUUAACUAAAGGUGGAUAUUCUGAAAUUUACACAGCAAUUUGGAUAGGUGGAAGUUAUGAAGAAUGGGAUUCUAAAGAAAAUCAAUUAACAAGAUUUGGAGACCAAUGUGUAAUACUAAAAGAGUUAGAAAAUGUUGAAAGUGUUAAUAAACGUUGGUUUGAAGAGAGCAAAUCUCAUUUAACUAUAAGUAGCAAGUGGGCAGAUGUAGUACAAUGUUAUGGUUUAACAAAAGAUCCAUCAAGUGGAAAUUAUAUGCUUGUAAUGAAUAAAAUGGAGAUGGAUUUAAGAACAUAUCUGAAACAAAACCAUAAUAAACUUAUGUGGAAAGAAAGGAUGCAAAUUGCUUAUAAUAUAAUAGUAGGAAUUGACAGUAUUCAUAAAGAAAAUGCAAUUC